Molecule: messenger RNA, 570 nt
Organism: Nomia melanderi (Alkali bee)
Lineage: Eukaryota; Metazoa; Arthropoda; Insecta; Hymenoptera; Halictidae
Gene: ATPsynF
Product: ATP synthase, subunit F
Biological process (GO): proton motive force-driven mitochondrial ATP synthesis
Cellular component (GO): proton-transporting ATP synthase complex
Molecular function (GO): proton-transporting ATP synthase activity, rotational mechanism
Source: RefSeq, a predicted model, not a curated record
AGUUGCUUACUAUACAUCCGCAGUAACCUAUUCAAUAUCACUGGUCAGUGUACUGCUUCUUCCUUGGCAAAACGAGUAUUUCACGAUAGGAUUGUACUUUCGUUCUGCCUACUAAUUUUCAAUUAUGUUAAGAAUUGGUGAAUAUCCUCCAGAAUAUGAUCGAGCAAAACAUGGUCCAUAUGACCCGGCUCGGUACUAUGGAAAACCUGAUACACCUUUCGGACAAGUGAAACUUGGUGAGCUGAAAGAAUGGAUUUCACGGCGUGAUAUGGGACCUCGUUCCUUUAUGGCUUUAUGUUCACGAGGUUUUUGGCGUUGGCAACACAAAUAUAUACAUCCUAGAAAAUCAGGAAUAGCUCCAUAUUUCCAAUUAGCUGUUGGAGGAUCGAUAAUAUUUUACAUGUUGAAUUACUUGCGUAUUCGAGGUCACAGAAACUACAAGUAUCAUUAGGAUGCUACAUUAUUAAUGAAGACAUUCUAACAAAAUAGAAUACAUUAUAUUAGUUAAUUAAUUUGAAAAUGAAUAACUUGUAAUAUGAAAUAAAUAUUCCUAAAAUGUGUAACUCAAUA